Molecule: messenger RNA, 2041 nt
Organism: Tarenaya hassleriana
Lineage: Eukaryota; Viridiplantae; Streptophyta; Magnoliopsida; Brassicales; Cleomaceae
Product: putative amidohydrolase YtcJ
Exons: 15
Coding region: 86-1816 (576 amino acids)
Molecular function (GO): hydrolase activity, acting on carbon-nitrogen (but not peptide) bonds
Source: RefSeq, a predicted model, not a curated record
CCCUUUUGCUGCUUUUUCUCGUUUUCCGGCGCAAAAUGUGGAGUGUCUGUUCGGCUGUUGACUCCGUGGAAGUUCUCCGGCGACGAUGAAUCUCUUCGUUGCUGUCUCCUCCGCCGCCGUCCUCCUCAUCUCCGCCGGAUUUCUUCCUCGGCUUAAUGAUUUCUAUUGGUCAACUCUGAAGUCUCUGAUUCCACCGGCAAGGAUGGUGGCGGAUUUGGUAGUGAGAAAUGGAACAAUCUUCACAAGCGACGAUGCUCUGCUGUUCACAGAUUCCAUGGCGAUUCGAAAUGGGAGGAUUUUACGAGUCGGGAGCUUUUCUUCAAUUCAGGAUUUGGUGGGAGAUGGUACUGUGGAGGUGAAUUUGGAGGGGAAGGCUGUGGUGCCUGGAUUUAUUGAUUCACAUGUUCACUUGAUCGCCGGGGGAUUGCAGAUGGUGCAGGUUGAACUUCGAGGGGUAAAUCAGAAGGAUGAGUUUGUUAAGAGGGUGAAGGAAGCAGUGCAAACUGCAAAACAUGGCUCCUGGAUUCUGGGUGGUGGAUGGAACAAUGAUUUCUGGGGUGGAGAAUUGCCCUCUGCAACAUGGAUUGAUGACAUCUCUCCUCACAAUCCUGUUUGGUUAAUUAGGAUGGAUGGCCACAUGGCCUUGGCGAAUUCUGUCACACUUAAGAUUGCUGGGAUUACGAAUCUAACUGAAGAUCCUCUUGGUGGUACAAUUAUGAGAACAUCAAGUCGUGAGCCAACAGGUCUUUUGAUCGAUGCUGCAAUGGAGCUUGUAUCCCCAUGGAUUCCAGAAGUAUCGGUGAAUCAGCGUAGGGAAGCUCUUGUUAGAGUUAGCAAAUAUGCAUUGGCAAGAGGGGUGACGACUGUUAUUGAUGUGGGAAGAUACUAUCCUGGCACUACAGAUGAGCUGUCCUGGGAAGACUUUUCAGAUGUUUAUCAAUGGGCUGAUUCCUCGAAGAAGAUGAUGAUAAGGGUUUGCUUGUUUUUUCCAAUCACGACAUGGUCACGCUUAUCGGAUUUCGUUAAUCAGAAGGGACAGACGUUGAGUGAAUGGUUGUAUCUGGGUGGUGUCAAAGCAUUUUUUGAUGGCUCACUGGGUUCAAAUAGUGCACUUUUUUACGAGGAAUACGCCGAUGAACCUAACAAUUAUGGGUUACAAGUUACAGAUCCCGAGAAACUUUCAAACUUGACCAUGGCAGCAGAUAAAUCGGGGCUUCAGGUCGCUAUACAUGCUAUAGGCGACAAAGCAAAUGACAUGAUCCUUGACAUGUAUGAAACCGUUGCUGCGACCAAUGGAGAGCGCGAUAGAAGAUUUAGGAUUGAACAUGCCCAACAUCUGGCACCAGGAUCAGCAGUUCGGUUUGGUCAGCUGAACAUUGUUGCCUCGGUGCAGCCAGACCAUUUGCUAGAUGAUGCAGACUCUGCUGUCAAAAAGCUUGGUCCCGACAGGGCUCAGAAGUCGUCGUAUCUGUUCCACUCUCUCUUGUCUGGCAAUGCACUCCUGGCGUUUGGCUCAGACUGGCCUGUUGCAGACAUCAACCCGUUGCAUAGUAUCAGAACCGCGAUGAAAAGGACGCCCCCCGGAUGGACUCAUGGUUGGAUUCCAUCAGAAUGCAUCUCACUGACCGAUGCUCUGACUGGGCACACAAUGGGGGCGGCACGAGCAGCCUUUCUGGAUAGAUAUUUGGGAUCAUUAUCUCCCGGGAAACUCGCAGAUUUCGUUAUACUGUCGACUGAUUCAUGGGAAGAAUUCUCGAAAGAGGGCUCUGCUUCAGUUGUGGCGACUUUCGUAGCGGGAAAAAAGGCGUAUCCUUGACAUCCCUAUCUCAUAAACGAGGUAUGUGAGAUCGAUUAUGUGUUUGUUGGAAUAGUCAUCUAUAUAGCUUUCGUUGUCACCAUAUCUGUGUAAUCCUCGGACAGGGAAAAAAAACACAUGGUCUUCUGUUAGAUUUGAUCUUGUAAGUCGCCGACUUGUUCAAUCUUUAUGUUUCAUCUUGUAAGUUGUAACCAAACCAACCAAAACAUUUUUCUCUUCUUUAAA